Jatropha curcas is the source of this 1869-nucleotide messenger RNA. Its product is annotated as Endosomal targeting BRO1-like domain-containing protein. NCBI's taxonomy places the organism in Eukaryota, Viridiplantae, Streptophyta, Magnoliopsida, Malpighiales, Euphorbiaceae. The record is from RefSeq and is a predicted model, not a curated record.
UGUGCUACUUUUCAAAAAUCAAAACAAGAGAAACCAACGUAGUGCAAAUUCAAUGCAUUGGUUUUGUUAGCAUUUGAGGUUUAAAACAGUGAAGAUCAACAAACCCAUUUUAGAUGGAUUUAAUUUAACAAAUACUAAUACCAAUACACUUUGAUUACCAAAUUUCAAACCUCCUUUAACUACGCAGACUCCCUCCAUGUGAGCUAUGUCUCGAUCACUGAGCUUCCUAUUCCCUGAUUCUUUUCUCUCUCUCUCUCUCUGAUAAUUGAAACAUCAUCUCACUAUUUCUAUAUGCUUCCGCGAAUCUUCAUUUCUCUCUUUCCUCUGCAACCAGUAGGUCAUUUCUUUUCAACAUUUCAUCUUUACUUCUCUGCAUAUUUAUUAAUUAAUGGGAUGUUAAGUUUGAGAAAAAUUUCAAGAAGGGAAAAUGGGUUGUACUGCUUCUUUGUAUGCUGUUGGGUUGAGAAAGAAGAAGCCGAGUAUACCAGAAGUUGUAGUCUAUGUUCCUCCAAUCAGAAUUCCAGUACAAUCUGAUCUUCAAAGAUCACUUAAAGGGUUAAUUCCUCAAGAUCUUAUGGAUAGAUUGGCUUCUCUUCGUAAUCAGAUUACUUUAGUAGCAGAGGAUACUGGUGGAUCUGCUAUAAAUGAAUUAAAUCGAGCAUUGGAAGAGUAUUUGUCUCUUCUUACUGGACUUACUAAGAAAGAACAUGGUCUCGAGGACUUGGUGGAAUUCAAGUGGAAGAAUUCGGAUGGAAAAUAUCAGGAAAACUCUGUGUCAAACUCCUGGUUUGAAUUACUAUCUGUUGUUCAUAUGAUGGCAAUGUUGACUUUAUCAGAGGCUAAUUCACUUUUGAUCCCUAAAGAUCACUCUGGUUCUGGCAUAAGAGUUGUCUCUUCAGAUUGUAAGAGGGAAGCUGUUGAUUUACUGCUUAAAGCAGCAGGGUUCUUGGAAUUCUGCGUUCGGGAAAUAUCGGUUCGCAUUCCACCAGAUAUUAAGAAAAUUUUUUCAAAAGAUCUGCAAGAUGGUGUACUGGAGGCUUUAUCCAUUCAAGCACUAGGCCUGGGAACUGAAAUUCAGCUUGGUUUAGCCGUUGACAGCCAAAAGGCAACUUUAUCAGUAAAGAGGAGGUUGGCAUGUGAACAGCUGAUUUACUUUAGUCAGGCUUAUAGUUGCCUGUCGGGAUGUGACAUGAAUCAUGAAUAUGGGAAGAAGCAUCUCUGGUUCAUUAAGUGGAAAUUCCUUGAAGCGAAGGGAGCAGCUUACUACUACCAUGGGCUGAUCCUUGACAAAGGUAAUGAACCAGCUUGUCAUAUUAGUGCUGUAUGUUGUUUUCUUGCUGCAGAAGAACUUCUAUCAGAAAGCAAGAAAGCUUGCUUAAGCUUUUGCCUUGCAGCUCCUGUUACCAGGUCUCCUCCAUUGUGGGGUGCUAUGAAGCACUUGCAUCAGAAAAUUCCUGAAGUUGCUUCAAGAAAAUCUCAGAUGUAUGGAUACCUAUUAGAAGAAGAGAAGGCUCUACAAACAUUACCUGACUUGCCGGAUUUCCAACUGUCUUUAAGACCGGACGAUUAUGUAUUGCCUGAAAUAAAUGAAGCAUGGGAUAGAGAAAAAUGGGAAAUCCAGAGCCAAUCCUUAAAAGAACAUCUCAAAGAUUGUGAAGAUGAGAUUGGAACAGAAUAACAAAAUUUUAAGACUUCUUCUUUCUGUGUAGCUUAAUACAUACUUCAAUCUUCUUUGUCCUUUGAACUUCAAAUCUGAUAUAUUAUGUUUGCCAAAUCUAUGUAAAUUAUCCAUUCCUGUAUUAUCACCACAUUGUGGGUGUGAAAUUCGCGUUCAUGACCAAAUAAUGGGCUUUACAAAAUUAUACAAUA